AACCCCCGCUCUUUAUAAUCCCCUUCCGCCCCACCUACCCUUCUCCAAUUCUUGAGACCCGACGUUCCGGAGAAUCUCACACGGGAAAGCACUCGAUUUGAUUUUGAAUUCUGGUGUUCUUUUGUUUCCUGGGAAAUUGUUGAUUUGUUAAGCGAAGAAGAUGUGGGGCCUGCCUUACCGGAAGACUGAUGACUUGGAGGCCGGAGCGAGGCCUCUCUACCCAGUGAUGCUGGAGAGUCCGGAGCUCCGGUGGGCCUUCAUCCGCAAAAUUUACUCGAUCAUCACCAUCCAACUGCUCGCCACCAUCGCCGUCGCCGCCGUGGUCGUUUCGAUUCAUCCGAUCGCAUACUUCUUCGUCAGCACUGGGGCCGGUCUCGCUCUCUACAUCGUUGUCAUCAUCUUGCCCUUCCUCGUAUUGUGUCCGUUGUUCUACUACCACCAGAAGCAUCCGCUGAAUUACCUCCUCCUCGGAAUUUUCACCGUUUCUCUUGCUUUUGUGGUUGGAUUGACUUGUGCAUUUACGAGUGGGAAGGUUAUUUUGGAAUCCGUCAUUCUGACGGCUGUUGUAGUUGUGAGUCUCACUCUCUACACAUUCUGGGCGGCAAGGAGGGGCCAUGAUUUCAACUUUCUUGGCCCCUUCUUGUUUGGUGCUGUGCUUGUUCUCAUGGUGUACGCAAUGAUUCAGAUUUUUUUUCCGCUUGGUAGGAUUUCCGUGACGAUAUAUGGAUGCUUAGCAUCGCUCAUAUUUUGUGGUUACAUAAUUUACGACACUGAUAAUUUGAUCAAACGGUUCUCCUAUGAUGAUUACAUCUGGGCUGCAGUCUCCUUGUAUUUGGAUAUCAUCAACCUCUUCCUCUCGAUUCUAACUAUUUUCAGGGCUACCGAUUGAUGGAAGAGGAUCUUUGCUGGAUCUCUGUAUUCUUCUGCUUAUAUUUUUUAGGAUCAAAGAACAAAAUUCUUGUUAGAAUGUUUUAUUUUUCUCCUUUUCAUCUGCAUGACCGAGUGUCAUCAAUGCUGUAACUGUAAGCUUCACUCAUUCUGUAAUUAUGCUGAUAAAUAGGUGAUUUAUAGUUUGGUUCUGUUCCCU
Molecule: messenger RNA, 1087 nt
Organism: Juglans regia (Persian walnut)
Lineage: Eukaryota; Viridiplantae; Streptophyta; Magnoliopsida; Fagales; Juglandaceae
Product: protein LIFEGUARD 2
Exons: 4
Coding region: 161-889 (242 amino acids)
Cellular component (GO): membrane
Source: RefSeq, a predicted model, not a curated record